Molecule: messenger RNA, 1278 nt
Organism: Spodoptera frugiperda (fall armyworm)
Lineage: Eukaryota; Metazoa; Arthropoda; Insecta; Lepidoptera; Noctuidae
Exons: 6
Coding region: 108-1259 (383 amino acids)
Cellular component (GO): membrane; cytosol
Source: RefSeq, a predicted model, not a curated record
UACAAACAGCAUUCAUUCUACCAUUGGAAAAUACGUGUUCUCAGUAUUUUGCCAAAUAGUUAUUACAGUGCAAACGUUUUGCGUAUCUACACUUCUAAGUUCUAACAAUGAUUUUUUUUAAGUACCGAACGUGUUUACAAAUCUUUUAUUUUAUCAUAUUGAACAUAAUUUCUUUAAAUGGCGAAGAUAAUAUACAGAAAGUUCAAGAAAUUUUGAAUGAUUUACCAAAAGCGUCAGAUUUAGAGGAUUAUCUAUUGUUUCUGGACAGAAUACUAGACUUUUAUAUGAAAUAUAAAUUUUAUAUAGAUAUAAAUAGUUACUCCACGCUGUUUAUAUUUGGAGCGAGUGUACACCAAGUAUUGAAGAACCAAAGAGAGACAUUGCCGUCUGAUUUGGUUUUUCGUUUAGAGAAAAUGUUUAAUAAGUCUAAAACUCUAUGCGACUACUACCGGGCAUAUAUCGAAAGAGGGAUAAAGGAGCAUGAACUCGAGAAAAGUGAUAUAAAUACUGCAAAGAUAUCAUAUUUAUUUCACAAUGUAUCCGCAUGGAUACCUUUUGAGAAGUUCAACCUGGAACUGUUGAAACGUACGAAGAUAUACGACAGAGAUGAGCUAGAGACGAUGUAUGGGCCGUGGGAAAGAUAUGCCAAAAGUAUAUCAAGCGUCAAGAUGUGUAUUCCCAGUGAGGAACAAUCCGAUUCAUGCGUAGGUCUUCUGGCGCGUCAACCCACAUUCCUAUCCAUUCACACAUCUCUAGCCAAAUGUAAUCUGCCACCAUAUUGCAGAUUGUACGUGCAGCACGGCUCUGAUUUUGGAUAUGGAAUAAUGCACAGACUUUUACUUUUAAUUCAUGCAAAGCAUUCUCGAAACUGUGUACUUUUUUCCGAAAAAGAGGACAAUUACCUUAGGGAUAAACUUUGCUCCAUGGUAUAUAAUGAAUGCCGGUAUAUUGCUCUCAGUGAUUUUGUAGUACCUGAUUUGCUCACGGAAGGCAUUGCAUUUUGCGGGGCGAUAGGACACGCUCAUUUUUUAACCAAUUUUUGGGUAAAAUCAUUAAUGAUGCAUCAAACAGCAGACGGUUGCAUGAUGGUUGAUCAAGGUAGAGGCGAUGACAACUUUGACAGAGAAUUUGUGACCGAUAAAUACACGAUAACGGAUGAUGCUGAAAUGUUAAACGGAUCAUGUAUAAAGCACAUGACGGCUUUAGCCAUAUAUGUAGUCAGUAAUGUUUUUAGAUACAUCGUAGAGACCCAUUAUUAACCGAUAGUUGUCUUAUUUG